Messenger RNA from Trichoderma gamsii, 1692 nucleotides. RefSeq lists its product as hypothetical. Gene Ontology annotation, biological process: rRNA methylation. The record is from RefSeq and is a predicted model, not a curated record. The coding region runs from base 1 to 1692 and encodes 563 amino acids. Gene Ontology annotation, cellular component: mitochondrion. The transcript has a single exon. Gene Ontology annotation, molecular function: RNA binding; RNA methyltransferase activity. NCBI's taxonomy places the organism in Eukaryota, Fungi, Ascomycota, Sordariomycetes, Hypocreales, Hypocreaceae.
AUGAUGUUAUCUCUUGGGCAACUCAGACCCAAAGGGCUAUCGCGCCAACUGUUCAUUUGCAUGCACAAGCCCAGUGCUUAUGUUUUGCAGACAGGCCGACCUGCAAGCCUCUCUGCUAUCCACCGAGGAGUGCGGCGAUCGGAGAGAGUCCAGUUUGGAGACCGAUCCAGAGAUCGAGACUCUUCAUUCAAUGGAAGAAGCGGUGGGCUAACCAGAAAGGCGCUCGAAGGUGCAGCAUCCCCUCGACAGCAGCAGAAACUACGCAAGAAACUUGGUCGCAAGGCAUUCGAGGAUGAAGAGGAGGAGUCCGGCAAACAGACAAGGCGCAAGCGCUUUCUCAAUCCUGAGUUCGAAUAUGGGAAGAAAAGCUUGGUUUAUCAACUUAAGCAUGGCGCAUUGAAAGAUCAAGCUGCUGCCCUUGUUCAAGAGCCAGUACGACCACUACCCUUUCAGAGGCUGGAAGGCAGCCCUCGGCGCAGAACUGAAUCCUCUUGGUCUACAGAGCGUCGACCUACAGAGCGUCGGUCUACAGAGCGUCGGCCUACAGACCAUUGGCCUACAGAGCGUUCGGAACGGCCACGGCCAUCUAUUCAGAGCCAAGUUGAUCGCACGGGUGACUUUCAUGGAGAUGUAGAAUCAGCGCUGCCUCGUGAGAGGAGAAAUCAGAUGAUGUCCAUGAACAUCAAAUACACGACCGCCGCUUCGCAAUUUCUGUACGGCAAAUCGGUCGUGAAAGCCGCACUUGAGCAAGGAAGACGGAAAUUGUAUAAACUCUUCAUAUAUGGAGGCGAAAACCGAAAAGAUUCAAAGGACAAUGCGAUUAUAACUCGAUUAGCGGAGAGACAGGGCGUCCCGAUCACGAUCAUCCCAAACGCGGACCAGAGAUUAAUGGACAAGAUGAGCAUGGGCCGGCCGCACAACGGCUUUGUUCUGGAGACGUCGCCGCUGCCGCGAUUACCGGUGAAGGCAUUAAGCAGACUCGAAGAAACGCCGGGAAAACUAGGAUUUCAUGUCGAACUAGACUAUCAAUCCAAAGAAGAGGAAGCGAUCAACGGCCAAGAUACGUUUAUACCUCGAAAGAACGACAACGCGCCAAAGCCCUUUGUUCUUCUGCUCAAUGAAAUUCUGGAUCCAGGCAACUUGGGAGGCAUUCUACGAACAGCAAGCUAUCUGGGUGUCGACGCAGUGGGCAUCACAAAUCGCAGCUCAUCCACCUUGACUCCUGUUGUACUCAAAUCUGCGGCCGGUGCCGUGGAAGAGAUUACGAUAUUCAGCGUGGAUUCACCCGUUAGCUUUAUAGAGGAAUCUAAAAAAGCAGGAUGGAAGACAUACGCUGCCGUCGCGCCGCCCGACCCCAAACUCAUGCAAAGACACGACAAAUUCAUCUCCACGGCCAACGUUGAGGCAGAACAGCCGCUGGCCAGUCAUCCUUGCAUACUGGUCUUGGGCAACGAAGGAUAUGGCCUGUCUAAACCAAUCAAGGUAGCAGCCGAUUAUGAGCUGUCAGUGCCAUACUUUAUGCGCAACAGCAGCGUGGACAGCCUGAAUGUCAGUGUUGCUGCCGGCUUGUUAUGCCAUUCCUUUGUGAGGACGCCGGCUGUUACAGCAUCAACGCCCACCAAGACUCAGCAAGAGACACCAUCGCAUCCUGAACUGGAAACCGGAAAAGAAGAGAGGGAAACCAUGUUUUGA